This is a messenger RNA of Fusarium subglutinans, 939 nucleotides long. Its product is annotated as monophenol monooxygenase. Lineage: Eukaryota; Fungi; Ascomycota; Sordariomycetes; Hypocreales; Nectriaceae. Gene Ontology annotation, biological process: transmembrane transport. The record is from RefSeq and is a predicted model, not a curated record. Bases 1 to 939 code for a protein of 312 amino acids. The transcript has 3 exons. Gene Ontology annotation, molecular function: transmembrane transporter activity.
AUGUUCAUGGGCGUCCGAGCCAUUCAGGGACUGUUCCUUACAUCUGGUCAGACGAUCGCGAUCGCCUUUAUUAAAGAUAUCUUCUUCUUCCACGAGCGAGCGCGAAAGAUUGGCCUCUGGGUUCUUAUGUAUAUCACAUCCCUGUACUGGGGCCCAUUGCUUGCCAAUUUUGUUAUUGGAGAGACCCAUCAAUGGCAGGAUGCCUUUUGGCUUGGAGUUGGGAUGAAGCAUCAUUCUGGAUACUUUGAGUCCGUUUUUGAUGCCUACAAGAGAAUCCUCCUCAUCUUGUCCAAGCCAGUUAUUCUCCUGGUUCUCCUUGCUUACUUCAUGUGUUUUGCAUGGGCAAUUGGUGUCAAUAUUUCGACCGCCAUUCUUUUCGGUCUUCCACAAGCGAUGGGAGGCUAUGGUUACAGCUUCACUCAGCUGGGAUACCUUCACUUUGCGCCAAUCGUUGGCGUUUUUCUAGGGGAAAUCUUCGGUCAUUUCUUCAACGAUCACCUCACUCGAAGCUACGUCCAAAAGCAUAACGGUGUUUUUGAACCCGAGGCUCGUCUUACGACCAUCUACAUCUCAGCUAUCCCAAUGAUUGCCGGCCUCGUCUUGAUGGGACAAACUUUGCAUAAGCAUCUUUCAGUUGCGGCAAUCGUCGUAGGAUGGGGCAUGCAUGCUUUUGGAAUUAUGCUCGCGUCUGUAGCCGUGGCUUCAUACCUCUUGGAUGCGUACCCUUCUGCCCCUGCAGAAGUCUGUGGUCUGACCAACGUGUUCCGAGCUUUGAGUGGUUUUAGUGUCGGGUACUACCAGCAGCCGUGGGGGGCCAAGGUUGGUUACGAUGGAAGCUUUGGAACUCAAGCUUGUAUUGUAGCGGCAAGUAUGAUUCUCAUCGCGAUUGUCCACCGCUUUGGCCACCAACUUCGUUUGAAGUUUGGCCAGGUUAGGUGA